Parnassius apollo (apollo) is the source of this 960-nucleotide messenger RNA. The record is from the annotation of a GenBank genome assembly. Lineage: Eukaryota; Metazoa; Arthropoda; Insecta; Lepidoptera; Papilionidae.
AUGAUAUCAAGAGUAUAUUUUUUAUACUUUAAAAGGAAGUCGAACUGGAAAUGUCCUGAUUGUUCUAUAGAAAUGUUAUCUGCGCAGCGUCAGACAAAGAAUGAUGACACACCAUUUAAGAGUUCUACGACGACAGCUGCGAGUCCUACUGACGAAAUAUGUAACGUCAAUACAAACGCACGAGAGAGUGGCAACACUUAUAAUGAUUCGGAAAAUUUACGCUUAACUAUGAGAACCAUCAUGCAAGAAGAGCUACAUGUUAUAGUAAGGGAGGCAAUUAGAGAGGAGUUCUCAUCCUUGAGAAAAGAGAUGCGCAGCUUUGAGGAUUCUAUAAGCUACAUGAAUGCCAAAUUUGAGGAUAUGAAGACUAAAGUAGAGGCCUACAUGCAAGAUACCAAGCAACUCUGUACUGAAAGUGAAUUGCUCCAACGCAAAUUUAAAGACCUAGAAUCAAGAUUGUUAGUAAUGGAACAAGAUUCCCGGCAGAAAAACAUAGAAAUCCACUGUCUUCCGGAGCAUAAACAAGAAAACUUGAUUAAUGCAAUGAUGCAAAUCGGCAAAGUGAUAGGUUUUACUCUAUCCGAAACUGAUGUUUUAUCUUGUAAUCGUGUACAAAAGCAAAACAAGACGUCGAAUUUGCCUAAAACAGUUGUAUGUAAACUUGUUAAUAAGCUGAAACGUGAUAAUCUACUUGCAGCUCUAUAUAAGUACAACAGAUCCCAUCCCAAUGAAAAGUUAAACACAAAACUACUAGGUUAUGGUGACAAGGAGUCACCGGUCUACAUCUCCGAGCAUCUAACACAAGCUAACAAAUCACUCCACGCAAUAACAAGAAUAUGGGCCAAAGAACACAAAUUCAAAUAUGUAUGGGUGAGAAAUGGAAAAAUCUUUCUAAGGAAGGACGACGAACACCCAGCAAAGUUGGUAUUGCACCAGGAUUUUUUAAAGUCUUUAGUUUAA